This is a messenger RNA of Priapulus caudatus, 1994 nucleotides long. RefSeq lists its product as uncharacterized. The record is from RefSeq and is a predicted model, not a curated record. Lineage: Eukaryota; Metazoa; Priapulida; Priapulimorpha; Priapulimorphida; Priapulidae.
GCAUCAUAGGUCCCGGGUCUAGAGUAGGCCUAGUGUUUGAGGUUUGGGUUCAGAGUUCAGGGUUUGGGGUCAAGGAUAUGUGGGUCAGGGUCCAGAGUUUGAGGUUUUGCCUCUUCAAGUGGUCCAGCCUCUCAAUUUGUACAGAAUGACACAUAUUUUGAAGACAUAAAUGUGUAAUAUUUUCAGUAUAAAUAUCCACAAAUGCACAAGAAACUUUUUGUUAACUUUUAAAAUAUUUUUUUUUCUAUUGUAGGAGAGAAGAAGCAGAUGACCAAAUACAAGUAGUGUAGCUAUGUUAUGACUAGUCAGUAGAAAAGUAUGCCUGGAAGAAGGGAACAAGAACAGAGAGCCCUUAAGAGAGCAUCAAAAUCAUGCGUGUCUCUGUCUACAUGCUUCAAGAACAUGGAGGCUAAAAGGCACAGACCUGGUGGUAUAUCUGCACUGACUCCAGAUGCAGAAGGCCAUGCUGAGGAGUCAGUGUUAGAGACAGAGUUGAAUACUGCUUCGCAACAUGAAUCAGAAGCAGAGGCCUCUCCAGAUGACCCAGCUAAAAACCAAGGGUUUGAGACAAUAAUCGAGGCUUCACAUGCAGACACCUCGGAAGAGGAGUCAUUGUUAGGGACACAACAAGAUUCCUUUUCUCAAGAAUCAGAAGCAGAGACUUCCACAUAUACUGCAACAUCAGAGAUUCCAACAGGUGAGCACCAGGUUGUCGUCACAGAAUCAGACUUAUCAGAUUCAGGGAUGUUGAUACAAACAUCAUGCUCUGACAAAACAGACACAGAUGAUAAUAUUCGUGCACCACAUUCACUGGAUCCAGCACUUAUAGUAAAUGCAACUUUAUCAGAUCAGGGUAGGAUACAAUUUCUUCAAUGUGGAUGGACUGCCCCUUCUGACUUUGUCUUUGUACAAAAAGGAGGCAGGAGAUACAAACCUGAGUGGGAAAAGCGGUACAACUGGUUGAGAUAUUCUGCACAUGAAAACAAGAUAUACUGUGGUCCAUGCCUGAUAUUCGACAAUACAAGGUCUGACAAGUUCAGUACAGCUGGAUUUGAUGAUUGGAAAAAUGCAAUAGGAAUCAAGCGCAGUAGUUUUACCAUUCAUGAUCAAAGUAAGACACAUAUAUCUUGCAUGAAUAAAGCAGUUUCUCUUCUAGAAAUAAGUCAAGGAGUAACAUCAAGCAUCAAACAACACAUAAGUCAGGCCUAUGCAGAUGAAGUCAAACGGAACAGAGAAAUAAUGGCUUCAAUUGUAGAUGUCAUACUGCAGCUGGGUAGCCGAGGAAUUGCAUUGCGUGGAUCAUGGAUAAAGUGUCAGGAUGGGGAGAAAAGACCAUUAACUGGAAGUGAGAACGGAUAUGAAGAUGGCAAUUUUAAUUCAUUUGUUGAAUGGAAGAGUCAUUUUGAUGAAGUACUCAUGAACCACUUGCAGCACCAUGAUGGCAAUGCCAAAUAUCUGUCACCAGAGGUACAGAAUCAGCUGAUUUUUCACAUAGGAGAUGAGAUUCGAGAUAAGAUUAUAGCAGAAGCCAAUCAAGCUGAUUUAUUUAGCAUCAUGGCAGACGAAUCAGCAGAUGCUGCAAAUCAGGAGCAAAUGUCCCUUUCUGUACGUUAUGUUGCGAUUGAAGAUGGGAAACCAGUGGUCCUGGAAGAACACCUUGGUUUUGUAGAGGUUAAUCGGACUGAUGCUGAAACUCUGACAAAUUGUAUGGUGGACAGUUUGGAAAAAUGGGGUCUAGAUCUUGGUAAAUGGAGGGGUAAAGGAUUUGAUGGUGCUAAUAAUAUGUCAGGAGCCAAAACUGGAGUGCAGGAACGUAUAACAAACCGCUUUCCCAAGGCUAAGUAUUUUACACACUGUUCAAAUCACAGACUGAACCUUGUUGUUGUAGCUACAUGUAAAAAUGUUCCCAGUAUCAGAAACUUCAUGGAUACUUUCCAACAGAUUAGCUUGUUUCUCAAUGCAAGCUCCAAGCGGAAAGCAAUCAUGAAAAGGGU